CCUCUGAUUCUCGAUUUCCAUUUCCAUUUCCGGUAGGUCGGAGCUCGGUUGAGGUUCACACACCGCGUAGCCAUGGCCGCCACCACCGCCACGCUGCCCCAGGCUUACGGGCCUCACCUCCCGGCACUGCCCGACUGGCUCAACAACGGCGACAACGCGUGGCAGAUGACGGCAGCGACCCUCGUCGGCAUCCAGAGCAUGCCGGGCCUCGUGAUCCUCUACGCGAGCAUCGUCAAGAAGAAGUGGGCCGUCAACUCGGCCUUCAUGGCCCUCUACGCCUUCGCGGCGGUCCUCAUCCUCUGGGUCCUCGUCGGGUACCGUUUGGCCUUCGGGGACCGCCUCCUCCCCAUGUGGGGCAGGGCGGCGCCCGCCCUCGGCCAGAAGUACCUCGUCCGCCGGGCCAGGUUGCCGUCGAGCGCACGCUACAGGGACGACGGCUUGCUGGAGACACCGGCCCACGAGCCGUUCUACCCCAUGGCCACGCUCGUCUACUUCCAGUUCCAGUUCGCGGCCAUCACCAUGAUCUUGCUCGCCGGCUCGGUCCUCGGCCGGAUGAACAUAAGGGCGUGGAUGGCCUUUGUGCCGCUCUGGCUGAUUUUCUCUUACACCGUCGGCGCAUUCAGUCUAUGGGGCGGCGGUUUUCUCUACCAAUGGGGCGUCAUCGACUACUCCGGCGGCUACGUCAUCCACCUCUCGUCCGGUAUCGCCGGGUUCACCGCGGCUUAUUGGGUCGGACCGAGGCUGAAGAGCGACCGGGAGCGGUUCUCUCCGAACAACGUCCUGCUCAUGCUGGCCGGGGCUGGCCUGCUGUGGAUGGGUUGGUCCGGGUUCAACGGCGGGGCCCCGUACGCGGCGAACAUCGACGCGUCCGUCGCCAUCCUCAACACCAACAUAUGCGCGGCCACGAGCCUCUUGAUUUGGACGUCGCUCGACGUCACCUUCUUCGGGAAGCCGUCGGUGAUCGGGGCGGUCCAAGGGAUGAUGACGGGUCUGGCUUGCAUCACGCCCGGAGCAGGGGUUGUGGAAUCGUGGGCGGCUAUUGUAAUGGGGAUACUUUCCGGGAGCAUUCCGUGGUUCUCUAUGAUGAUACUCCACAAGAAAUCUAGUCUUUUCCAAAAGGUCGACGACACUCUAGGCGUGUUCCACACGCACGCCGUUGCCGGAUUGCUGGGAGGGCUUCUCACCGGGCUUCUGGCCGAGCCGGGGCUCUGCAAUCUCGUAUUGCCGAUCCCCAACCUGAGGGGCGCAUUCUAUGGCGGCUCGGGCAGGGUCCAGUUCUUGAAGCAGAUCGUCGCGGCCUUAUUCGUGAUCGGGUGGAACAUACUCUCCACAACCAUCAUUUGUCUCGGCAUUAAGCUGGUCAUGCCGUUAAGAAUGCCUGACGAGCAGCUCAUCAUAGGCGACGACGCGGUCCACGGGGAGGAGGCCUACGCUCUUUGGGGCGACGGAGAGAAGUACGAACCCACCAGACACGGUUGGAACAGUUCGUCAUCUCAUCCGGAGGAGAUCAUGGCGCCGUCGCCCUAUAUAAAUGGCUCUAGCGGCGUAACCAUUAAUCUGUGAGCCGAUGUACUCAUGGAGGACGGAUGGAGGGUAUACAAAUGUUUUGGUGGUGCGAGAAUUCGAGGUUAGUCACGAAAGUUGCUG
Messenger RNA from Rhodamnia argentea, 1647 nucleotides. RefSeq names its product ammonium transporter 2-like. Gene Ontology annotation, biological process: ammonium transmembrane transport. Gene Ontology annotation, molecular function: ammonium channel activity. The coding region runs from base 73 to 1563 and encodes 496 amino acids. Gene Ontology annotation, cellular component: plasma membrane. Lineage: Eukaryota; Viridiplantae; Streptophyta; Magnoliopsida; Myrtales; Myrtaceae. The transcript is spliced from 5 exons. The record is from RefSeq and is a predicted model, not a curated record.